Molecule: messenger RNA, 1122 nt
Organism: Chelonus insularis
Lineage: Eukaryota; Metazoa; Arthropoda; Insecta; Hymenoptera; Braconidae
Gene: Mp20
Product: Muscle protein 20
Exons: 4
Coding region: 114-668 (184 amino acids)
Biological process (GO): actin filament organization
Cellular component (GO): actin cytoskeleton
Molecular function (GO): actin filament binding
Source: RefSeq, a predicted model, not a curated record
UCGGGCAGCGUGGGUUGUUGAGUUAUACCAAGGAGUAUAAAAGUCUGUUGCUCUUGGUCUCAAUACUUCAGUAAACCCUCAGUUAUCGUCCACGAAAAAAGUUGUAUAAAAAAAUGGCCCUUGAACGUCAAGUUCGUGCUAAGGUAUUAGCUAAACGUGAUCCACAACAGGAGAAAGAAGCACAAGAAUGGAUUGAAACAAUCCUUGGAAAAAAAUUCCCUCCAGGUGAAUUGUAUGAAGAUGUCAUUCGCGAUGGACAAGUUCUCUGUGAAGUUAUGAACAAACUUGCUCCAGGAUCUAUUCCAAAAAUUAACACCAGCGGUGGACAAUUCAAAAUGAUGGAAAACAUCAAUAACUUCCAAAAAGCUAUGAAAGCAUAUGGAGUCGCAGAUGUUGAUGUAUUCCAGACAUCAGAUUUAUAUGAAAAGAAAGAUAUAUCUCAAGUCACUACUUCCUUAUUUGCACUUGGUCGCACGACAUAUUUACAUCCUGAAUGGAAAGGACCUUACUUAGGACCAAAACCAUCCGAAGAACACAAACGAGAAUUUACAGAAGAACAAUUAAGAGCUGGACAAACUAUUGUUGGUCUCCAAGCUGGUUCCAACAAAGGUGCAUCCCAAGCUGGACAAAAUAUUGGUGCUGGUCGCAAAAUUAUCCUUGGAAAGUAAAAUCAUAUGAAAUUUUUUCCUACUACUAUUGUAAACUAUAUUUAUUUUAAUUUUUAUAAAUGAAUAUUAUUAAUACAUGUUUAAGUGUAUUAUUUAAUACAGUACAAGCAUUGUAAUCCAAAUGAAAUAAUUCUCACCGGAUAUUUUUUUAUAAAUAACGUAUCAUUUACUCAGUCUUUCAUCAGUCAUCUUUCAAAAAUUUAAAUAAAAAAUGUAAAAUAAAUUGGGCAAUAAAAAUUGAUAUGACCUCAUUUUUUCAAGACACAGCAAUAACGUCGUAAAUAAAAAAUUCUAACAUUUACAUGGAAUUUACGCGGUCAAAACGUCAGUUAUUAUGGUUUAGGUUGACCUUGGGAUUAUUUAUAUUUAAUCCAGGACAUUUCACAGAGUAAGACAAAUUUAUAAAAACAUUGACAAUAAAUCUUUCAAUAUUUCGAGCUUGAAUGUAACAAAA